GCCGGUCUUGAUUUCGCGUAUCUCUGGCCCCAGACAAGUCGAUGGUCAACUGAUAAGAAACGAGCGCGGCACGAAUCCGAUCGAGGCCAACAGGGUCUUUUUCUUUCUUCUCCUCGCUCUUGAUUGGGGGCUUUGGGGUUCUAUUGCUACUCGUACUGCUUGGGUGUUACUCUUCUGGACAUGCCCGCUGACUGGCGACUGCAACCUGCUGGCUUCGGUACGAUUGCUGGCUGCUAAGUCGCUUGCCUGCACCUGCAACCCGCACCCGCAACUGCACCAGUCCAGCAACUGCGAGCCACACACACUCUGCAACAUCCAUCCCGCUCUUUCUAUCUCAGUUCUGGGCCUGCACCGAUUCUUCCCAUUCUUUCAGCUAAUCAGUUGCUACUGUCUGCGUUGAGAUCUGGAGAACACCCUGAUCUUGUCGUGUGCGGCCUUGAACUGCUGUACGCUUGCUCAACCGGAACCCCUCCACUCUCAGCAAUUGCUUCCCAGGACCGUUUAGCCUGGCGGAUCGAUCAUUUGUGUCCAUGUCUCGUUUCCCGGCCUCAGUCGUAUGGAGAUCCAGAUUCCUUCGCCGUCCGUCUUUUUAAAGCAAUCUCCUGUCCUUACACCCGCACCGACUGUUCCACCAAAGCGGCCAGCCGUUGCGAAACCCAAGGCAAAUGCCACCUCAAGGGCCCCCAACAAACCUGCUUUGGCGGCUCACGAUGGCGCUGUAACAAAACCAAAGCAAAGCAAGAGUCGAAAUGGUUGUAUGACAUGUAAAAAGAAGAGAUUAAAAUGCGACGAGACCAAACCUUCCUGCGCCCAAUGCCAGAAGAGGAAUGUCGUUUGUGAAGGAUACAAAAAAGAUUAUAAAUGGCGAACCUUCGAGGAGACCACUUUCAAUGCGAAGCCUGCCAACAAAAAGAAAGCCUUCCGGUCGAAUUCCUUCGCUGUCAAUCACCAUGGCGCCCAACCGCUCAAUAUCGCUGGAGCCGGAAGAGCAGAUGCCCGACACGUUGGUUUGGAGGAGGCGCAACCAGCACAGACAUGGUCGCCAGGCCUCCACACCGCCUUUACUGCGGCCACUCAUGCCUUCCAGGACCAGGUGCAGCGUCGGGGUUCGUUGUCGAGCCCAGAACAGCAAGCAGAUUUCAGGCCAGAGACCGACCGUUCACCACGUCUCAAUCUGAGCCCCGGCUCGGUCUUCAUGCCUGCAUUUGAUUCCGAAGGCAUCUCGCCUGGUCUAGCCUUUGGCGAACACAUGGAUCGGUACAACUUCCACGCAAGUCUAUCUGCUACAGAGAACAAUAGUGCCAGGUCAUUCUCCUCUGGGUCUCCACAACUGUUAGAUCUUCUUCUGCCAGGGACAGACUUGAAUCAACCGCCCGACCCAUCAGAACUACGGCCUCCGAUGUCUCCAUUACCAUACCAACCGGACUCAAGUGUAAAAGGGGAAGACGAUUUUGAUGAGGAGAUCCUCCGUUCGAAUGCCAUGGGCAACACAGCUGGAAUGCCUGCCACACCACUGACAACACCCCUCGACCCCACCACUUCAAGUUGGCGAGCCUUUCGAGCGGCUUCACCUACACCCAGUGAAGGGUCGAGCUCUUCCUCCAAGUCCAGCGAGCUCACAAUUCUUGCUCGACCGUCGUUGGAUGCUUCUUCUCCCGAAAUGCUUAUGCUCCGCUUUGAUAAGCAGACAUGCGGUAUAUUAUCUGUCAAAGAUGGCCCGACUGAGAAUCCCUGGCGAACGUUGGUCUGGCCAUUAGCUCGCGAAUCUCCAGCUUUGUACCAUGCCAUCUCGUCAAUGACAGCAUUCCAUGGCGCCCAUGAAGAUCCUCUGCUACACACACCAGGCAUGGCACACAUGACGAAGUCAAUCAAACGUCUAGCGGUUGAGAUCCAGAACAUGCGACUUGACUCAGCCCUCGCAACUUCAUUGGCCUUGGCGUUCAGUGAAGGUUGGGACAGCCACGUCAGCACCGGCGUGCAACAUCUACGGGGCGCAAAAAUCAUGGUCAAUAAUGCCAUGGUCAAGCAUCGACGAGAUAUGCAAUUAGGUCAAAUGACAACCCAGGACGCCAACAGACUCAAGUUUCUGUGCAACACCUUUGUCUAUAUGGAUGUCAUCGCUCGCUUGACAUCUUUGGAGGAGGCAUCUGAAUUGAAUUUCGAGGAGAUACUUGCCACAGUCAACACUCCUCUCGGAGACCAAGUUGAAGUAGAUCCACUCAUGGGUUGUGCAACGACCUUGUUUCCUCUGAUCGGCUGCGUUGCGAACCUCAUCCAGCGCGUUCGCAAGACGGAAUCCAAUUCCCUCACGUCGGUUUCGUCGGCCAUGGAGCUGAAGGAACAACUACAGCAAUGGCAAGUGCCGAGUGUUGUGAUGUUUGAACGUCCCGAAGACCCAAACUCUGAGGUUCAACAUUCGAUCCAGACAGCUGAGGCGUACCGCUAUGCUACAUUGCUGUAUCUGCACCAAGCCGUCCCUGAGAUCCCAAGCGAUCCGGCACCCAUGCUAGCAAAGAAAGUACUUGUCACUCUGGCGUCGGUCCCUUUAUCUUCCCGUACUACGAUUGUCCAGAUAUUCCCGCUUUUUGCGGCGAGUUGCGAAGUUACCGAUCCGGACGAUCGAAGCUGGGUUAUGCAGCGAUGGGCGGCAAUGAUGACACGCCUGAAGAUCGGAAAUGUCGCUGCUUGCUGGAGCGUGGUGCAAGAAGUGUGGAGCCGACGAGAUACCUACGAGAGUGAGAAGGCGAAUCGUUUGCUUCAACGAUACAACUCGCGCGGCGUACCUGGCGGCAAUUUCGUGCCACCUGUCAUGAAUAUGCCACCAGGGCUGAAGAGGAAGGCUUAUACCGUUGACAGUGCCAACGAAGAUGGAUUCUUCAGCCAAGGGCAGUGUCAGCCCCAUCAAAAUGCGGAUUCUGCGGAUUCUGCAGAUUCAGCUGGAUUUAGAGCAGGAGAACGCCUUGACCCAAGCGGAAGAGCCCUCAAGCGACGAGUUACACUUGAUACGAUGAGUGGUGGCCUACCUAUGUCCAUGUCUAGGGGGAUUGGUGGUGCAGGCGGAUUUUCCUUGCCAACGUCCGGCGCAGGGGGGAACUUCUCUCGGCGACCAACGGGAGAUAUCACUUCGCCAGACCAACUUGAGCAUGAGUAUACGGUGCGGGGACAGCUGCAUUGGCUUGGUGUCAUGGCAGACCGUCAAUGGGAAGUUUUUCUCGGGUGACGAAAUUGCCGCCGCCCGACAAUGGAUCUGACUCUGGCCUACAUAAGAAAUGUGCUUUUUGCUCGUCGACUUUACACCUGGACUGGUCGAUCGAUUCUCUCGUUGGCGAUGUUGGUGGAGAUAAUGUCUGCUGUCUUUGGAGAUACCGAUCCUGGGAGAGUGAGGUCGAUUCACCUGCUUCAUCCUCACACUUUUCGAUACUCCGUUGCUGUUGCCAACUUUACUUACAUCCACUGCUCCAUGCGCUCUUCGCAGGGCUGCCAGAUCCAUCCAUUGGAACUCUGGAGAUUUCUCCCGGUCACUUCCACUGCUGUUACCGUUGCUGCUACUCGAAGCAGAAUCAGUGCGGUCACUGAUGGACUGACGUCGGCCAUUCUCCACGCUUGCCAGGUAAUUGCGCAUGCUGGCCGUAUACUCGUCCAGCUCGGCGCUCUGGGAUAUCUUGGACAUGGGUGCCGGUCUGACUGCCAUCCCCGAAUUCUGACCAUUGGUCAUGCCCUGGGUCUUACGCCGAUUGCUAGUCGCCGGAGGCUCUGUUGAGGUUGUGGACGCCCUCAUGAUGUUAUGUUCUGAAAUGUUGUUUGAGACUGUCGCUUUGGAUUUCCUGGACAGGUGGCGCGGAUUCUCUGCAGCCCUCGUGAUUAUAUCUGUGCUUCUGGCGAGAGACGGCGUUGUUUUUUGAGGAAAGGAUAUGGAAAGGGUGGGUUACAUGCGGCGCCUAUGUUGAUGCUUUCGAAUGACUGUACGAGCGAGGCGUUUACACCGGAUGAAUGAUCGGUCCUAGUGCGGUUGCAUAUGGAUGAAUUGUAGUUAUCGAGAAUGGCGUCUGAAGCGUCGCAAUGGUAUAUUGGCGCAGAGGCAAGAUCACGAGCAAGCCUAGAUGAUGUGGCGUGUGUUGCAGGGCGUGAAGAUGUGUCGCCAAAGGGUAGAAUCAAUAAAAUGCUGCUUUA
Messenger RNA from Exophiala xenobiotica, 4170 nucleotides. RefSeq lists its product as uncharacterized. The record is from RefSeq and is a predicted model, not a curated record. Gene Ontology annotation, molecular function: zinc ion binding; transcription cis-regulatory region binding; DNA-binding transcription factor activity, RNA polymerase II-specific. The transcript is spliced from 3 exons. Lineage: Eukaryota; Fungi; Ascomycota; Eurotiomycetes; Chaetothyriales; Herpotrichiellaceae. The coding region runs from base 557 to 3220 and encodes 887 amino acids. Gene Ontology annotation, biological process: positive regulation of transcription by RNA polymerase II. Gene Ontology annotation, cellular component: nucleus.